This is a messenger RNA of Pelmatolapia mariae (spotted tilapia), 3485 nucleotides long. It is a transcript of the gene rinl, whose product is annotated as Ras and Rab interactor-like. Gene Ontology annotation, molecular function: guanyl-nucleotide exchange factor activity; small GTPase binding. The transcript is spliced from 11 exons. Gene Ontology annotation, biological process: vesicle-mediated transport. The coding region runs from base 170 to 2500 and encodes 776 amino acids. The record is from RefSeq and is a predicted model, not a curated record. NCBI's taxonomy places the organism in Eukaryota, Metazoa, Chordata, Actinopteri, Cichliformes, Cichlidae. Gene Ontology annotation, cellular component: cytosol; endocytic vesicle.
UUAGUGAGAAAGAUGACAGCUUCCUAUUUCAGCUAUUCUGAACUCUUAAGCAACACUUUGCACUGCGCAGAAAGGAAGAGUUCAAGAGUGGGAAGAUUGCAAUAUGUGUAGAAACUGCUAACAGUGUAAAGGAGGGAAGAUACGUCAACUAACCGAGCCAGCUCGACACAUGGCUGUUCACAGUUCAGUUAAUGGGACAACAGCCAUCCCAUGGAGGAGCAGCAGGAGGAAACUGUCACUGCUGGAUCAGCUGAAAGGCUGCCAGGAGGCCUGGUGCCCCGGGGGAGCCUGGGACAGAGAGGGGGUUCACGCUGCUAUCUGUGGGACACCUGCUGGGAGUUUCCUGGUUGUGCGGGACUCUGUGACGUCUCAGCCAAGCCUGCUGUGUGUGUCUGCCGGAGCGCAGAAUGAGGAAGUCUUUGAUUAUAAUAUCAAAUGCACAGGAGCAGUUUUCCAACUGUCUGAGUCUCAUCUGUCUUUCUCUGACUUGACUCAGCUGGUGCUCUUCUACUCUCUGACCAGGGAUGUGCUGGCUGUUUGUCUCCACAUUCCUCGCUGGAUCUACAGCGUAACAGACACAAACAAAGAGCGUCUUUCACAGCUUGAACCUAAAACUUGGCUUUCCACACCGCCUGAUCAACAGACUGAUGAAAUGUCCCACAGGGAACCAAGCAGCAUGAUGUGCUCCAUACAGCUGACUUCCACAAACGGGGCCCUGUGUAUCAUCAAUCCCCUCUACCUCCGUGAACAUGGAGAUGAGUGGCUGACCCACAGGCCAGCUGCCGCACAGCCGUCAAAUUACAGACGAGAGCGACGCCUCAGCACCACCCGGCAAUGGGCAGGCGCAGGGUUACAAAGUAAACGAGCCAUCUCUUUGGAGCAAGAAACCCCUGCUCCCAAUACAGAGAGCUCAGGUUUAAUCAGAGCCUGUUCCGCUGAUUCAGCACCAACUGAGCAAACACCAGCAGGGGUGGUCCUCCGGCGGCCCAGUCGGGAUUUAGUAAUCCCCCAGCCUCAGAGAGUGAGCACGGGGAGCCUACCUUCAUCCACUUCCUCCACCCCCAGAAAUGGAACACCUGAGUUGCAGCGCCACAGCAGCCCCGUGCCUCAGUCUCCUCACAGGGUGUCCUGGAUUGAGGAUGGCGUCUGGCUGCCUCCACCCAGGCCUUCUUCCUUGCUCCAGCCUCCAUCACUCGAGCUUGACUCGCUUUCAAUCAGCAGCAUAGAGGAAGAGAUGGAGCCCCAGAUGCUAAGCUCGUCACAUCACCACGCUUCAGCACACCGUUUGGCUGAUAAGGUCCUACAUCGCCUCUCUGCCGUGGGCCAGGCGCUGGGUGGGCUGGUAAGCCAGAAAAAAAGACUGUCCAAUCGUGUGCAAGAGCUGAGUGAGAGGAAAGGUGCUGCAUUCGCAGAGGCUGUGAAGGGAUUUGUGGAGAUGACAUCGAAGCGAGGGACUGAUCCUAGUGGUGUCACAGGGUCGGAGUUCUUACAGGAAGUGAGAUUAUCACUCUCAUCACUGAGGGAGACACUGCUGGAAAAUGCAGAAAUCCAGAUGUUACUGGACAGCAUAACUGACUUAAAUGACUCAGAGAUUGACACCCUGGUGGAGCUCUCCAUCCACAAAGUGGCUCUGAAGCCUGUCUCCAGCCACCUCUACUCCUGCAUAGAAACCUCCCGAACCAAUGAUGGCACCUUCGAGCGUCUCCAGAGCAACCUGCGCUUGCUGGAAAAGAACGAGGUGACUGAACUAGGAGGUUCAGCAGGAGUCGGAGUUCCUGACUCCGUCACGCUAGACCGUAUCCAGCAGAAAUGGAAUAAUAUGCACGAUGUCUACUCCCCAAACAAGAAAGUGGAGAUCAUGCUCAAAGUCUGCAAGAGCAUCUAUCACAGCAUGAGUGCCAAUGCUAGCUCAGCAGGUAAAGUGUAUGGAGCAGAUGAUUUCCUGCCCUGCCUGACGUGGGUGCUGCUUCGUAGCAACCUGGUCACCUUGCAGGUAGACACAGAUUACAUGAUGGAACUGCUGGAUCCCACACAGCUACAAGGAGAGGGUGGCUACUACCUUACAACUCUAUAUGCCUCUCUCUACUACAUCAGCAGUUUCCGCCCACGACUGGCUGCCCGUCAGCUCAGUGUGGAAGCCCAACAGUCUCUCAAUCAGUGGCAUCGCAGACGCACACUGCACUGUAACCAGUCGCGUCGCAGCAAGCACAGACGGACUAUUCGGAGGCAGGUUUGUCGGGACGGGAGUAAAGAUGAAAGCAAAAAUGAAAAUGCAUCCGUUAGUAUAGACAGGUCACAGGAACAGGAAGAAAGCAACACAGAGGCUCUGCAGACACUGAGCGAGGAGACAGGGAGGGAACAAGGAGCCAAUGACCAAUCACAGCCUACUAGUCCAACUUCUGACUCUCAACCUGUGACACAGGAAGAGGAAACAACAAGCAAACAGGAAGAUAGCCAGACUUCUGGUGAAGGAAAAGAGGAGGACCACAGAGCAUUAUAAUGUGAUGCACAUCGUCAGGAGAAGGUCAAAGACCCUCAAAAUGUUCUUACUGGUCAAAGUCAUUUCACACCUGUUGAAAUUCUUGCAAAGAGGUAAAUUAAGCUUUUAACAUCUGUCACUAAUACCGUGGUGUCAGUUAAUGUGAACAUGUGCCUAACUCAGCCUGAGGAUUGGGACUCCUCUUGAGUCUCAUUAUAAAGCUGGAGGGUCACAGGUUGAGAGGAUGAAUGAGAUACUAAAGUGACAUUUCUUAAAUUUGAGCUGUUUUCUUCUGAAGUGUAACAAGGGGUGUCACACAUGGACACCGCUCUCUUGUCACACUCCAAAAAGAUUCAAAGCACUGGUCUAAAUGACAACAAGUUUAAUGUCAUAAGUGAGCUGUAAAGACAACACUUGUUACUAGAGACUUGCUUAAUGGGAGCUUAUUUGGCCACCAUGAUCAGUGUAAAUGUGUCACAUAGAUCAGUGUUCCCCCUCUUACUCCGGGGGGUUAAAUCUAGUAAUUGAUCACAUUGAUCAAUUAACAGUAUAUAUUAAACAUAAGCAAUGUAUUUGAUAUAGUUGCUUUAUCACAUUUCCUAAACCCCCCUGACCAGGAAGUGGUUGCAUUUUGUAAGAUGUGCCCUGGGUUGGAAUCCUUCAUGCUGAUUAAUUUAAACUUGUAUCAUUCGACAUUUCUAAAUGUGGUCAUAUUAAAGCAGUAGCCUGCCAAAAGAGUGAAGUCAUUAUGGUCUAAAAAAGUCUGCUUAGGUUGUACAGUUUAUUCUGUAGCUGUUUUCAGGUAAAUGCAGUCCCACUUUGUGUUGCUCAUAGAGUAUAUUAUUAUUAUUAUUAUUAUUAUUAUUAUUAUUAUUAUUAUUAUUAUUAUUAUUAUUAUUAUUACAGAAGCUUGCUCCAAGAUGAAAUGCUAAAAUGUACUUGGACAGUGUUGCUAACUCUAUUAAUUUUGUUAAUAGCGUUAAAUGGUGUUAGCAGUAACACUUUG